UCAGGAUAGGUUGCCCAAGAUCAGCUGACCGAUACAGGAGGCGUAUUGAGCUCUUCAGACCAGAUACUACAGAUGUUUGGUUGUGUUCAUAUUUUCGCAAGAGGAUAAUGGGUGAUACGUAUCAAUAUCCCGUUUUCUUUGAGUGUCAAAGUCUGCUGGGGGAGCAGAAGAAGAGGAUAGAGAAAUAUUUUCGUAUUCGCCGCAGAUCAGGUGGAGGCGACUGCGGACCGCUGAGGAGAGUGAAUGAUAAAGUUUACAGCAUUACCUUCAAAUGGCAAAGAGAUCAGCAAAGAGUCCUGCAGAGACCUGAGCAUGUUGUGGAGUUUCCAGGUGGUCGUCUGGCAUUCACUGUCCGAGACAGUCUAGAAACUCACACCUCCUCUCCCACUACCACGUCCACUCCAAACCAGGAUUCAGCAGCUCCAGCACAGAGCUCACUGUCUAUUCCUGCCUCAACUCCUCCACCAAGUGAUGAAGCACAUGAACUACAGCCUGAUAGGUCCCCCCGUCCUUACCUACAGGAAGAGAAAGAAGAACUAAAGAAAGAAAGGACAGUUUCUAACAUGAGCACACAUAUGUUGGACUUUCUGAAGAAGGCUUAUGGAGGUCCAGGAGUGCUAGGUGACUUCUUAGGGUUUGAUAACGAGGUGGAAAUAGAGUUACGAGACACAGAGCUACGCUUAUUCUCCUUCUCUGCUGGUAAACUUGAUGAUGCAGAAAAAGCACUGCAGGGUGAGUUCAUGGAAGUAAAGACAGAUGUUCCUAACUGUUUAUCUUCUGAGCUUUGGAAAAAGCUGAAGUCUAAGACAAAUGAGAUGAACCAAGGGCAAUGGAGGGCUCAGGUCUUGUUUGGCUCAGACAGCACAGUCAACUUACUGGGCCACACCAAAGAGGUUGAAGAGCUGAAUGAAACGGUCACACAGUUUAAUUUGCAAAGAACAGUCCAUCUCCCUGUCCCAGAGGUAGCACAAGACUUAGUUAAUUUGAGUGAAGGGAACACAGUAGUUGCCAGCUACAGUCUUUGUGAUGGGCUGCAGGUGUUGGUGUGUCAGGGUGACAUCACCAAACAGGAAGCGGAUGCCCUGGUUAAUGCUGCCAAUGAAGAUCUGGACCACUGUGGAGGUGUUGCUGCUGCACUGAGUAAAGCAGGUGGUUCUGAAGUACAGAGAGAGAGCAAUGACUUGGUAAAGUACACUGGGAAAAUUCAUACAGGUGAUGUGGUAGUGACAACAGGGGGGAACCUAAAGUGCAAGAAACUGCUGCAUGCUGUUGGACCUGUAGCUGGAAAAGCAGGUGGCAAAGAAAAGCUCUUGCUAGAAAAAGCUGUAAAUUCUGCUCUAAAUUUGUCAGAAAUCAUGGAGUUUAAGUCUAUAGCCUUACCCUGUAUCAGCUCAGGUGUGUUUGGUGUUCCUGUCACUGUGUGCUCUGAGGCUAUUGUAACUGCUGUAAAAGAGUUUGGUAGUCAGGGAGGGCGAAGUCUGAGCAGAAUCAUCCUGAUUGAUAACAGGGGAGAGGUGGUGAGGGCCAUGCAGGAAGCAUGUGACAGGCUUCUCCAAGGGAUAAGUCCCAGAGACAGUAUGCCAAGUGGGAUCCCGACAGGUGAUUUGGGGUCCCUGAUGGAUGCCGCUGCGAAAGACACCGCAAAAGAAGUCAUGACUGGAGCUCCUGAAGGCCGUGUUCAUGUUGAGGUUGUUCAGGGAACCAUUGAAACACAACAGGUGGAUGCUCUGGUAUCUCCUAUGGUCGGCCAUGAUCCUCUCUCGACCCGUGUUGCAAACACUUUGUACAAAAUGGUUGGAUCCCAGCUGACUGCGAGGUUUAGAAAGAAAGCAGGAGAAGAGACACUUCCUGGUGAUGCAGUUCUGGUGGAGAAUUUGCCUGGACUUCCAUCCAAUGCAGUGUUAUUCCUCAACCUCAUUCCUUGGGAUGAUGACGAAGAUGGAACUGCAGUUCAGGUUCUGAGAGUUGGCAUCAACAAUAUCCUGACCUCCUGUGAAAACAAAGGGUUUGGAUCUGUUGCUCUCCCUGUGCUCGGGGCUGGGAUCGCCUUGCGUUUUCCUGACAUUGAGGUAGCCAGGGUUCUACUAGAGGAAGUUCAGAAAUUUGAACAGAGCCGAGCCAGUAAAACGCCGUUCCUGGUCCGAAUCACUAUCCACCCCACUGACACAGAAGCUAGUGAGGUCUUCAAAGCUUUCACAAAAAAUAUUCAUUCACCAGACCAAGUGUCAACUUCAAAAAGGAUCGUCCUGUUGGGAAAAACUGGAUCUGGGAAAAGCAAUCUAGCAAAUACCAUAUUUGGAGAGGCCGAAUUGUUUGCCACAUACAAUUCUCCCAACUCUGGAACAACUGAAUGUCAAACAGAAACCAGAACUGUCAAAGGAAGAAGCAUCACUUUGAUCGACACUCCUGGAUUUUUUGAUUCAGAAAGGUCUGAGGAGGACAUCAAGCCUGAGAUCAUGAGCUGCAUCACAGAGUGUGCUCCUGGGCCUCAUGCUUUUCUCAUUGUGCUCAAAGUGGAUAGAUUCACUGAGCAUGAGCAGGCUGUCAUCACUAAAAUUCUUCAGUAUUUCUCUGAAGAUGCUCUGAAGUAUGCUGUAAUUGUCUUCACUCAUGGUGACCAGCUCCCUAAAGGAAAGACAAUUCAGGAUUUUGUCAGUCAGAAUAAGAAUCUGAGUGAUCUGGUGAAGAAGUGCGGCAGCAGGUGCCACGUCUUUGAUAAUAAACACUGGAAGAACAAACAGCAAAAUAACUACAGGAGCAACCAGUUCCAGGUCGAGGAACUUUUGAACACAGUAGACAAGAUGGUGAUGGAAAACAGUGGAGGCUACUACACCAAUGGGAUGCUGCAAACAGUGGAGGAAGAAAUAAAGAAAGAGGAAGAGCAGAUCAAACAGUCAUCAGGAAACAUGCAACAAGAAGAGAUUAGACAACAUGCAAAAAGAAAUGUGUCUAAUAGGUUUUUGAUCCAACUGGCGGGAACUGCAACAGGGGCAUUGUUAGGAGCCUUUUUCGGUGUGGAAGCGCUGCUUAGAUUAGUUAUCAAGGAUGUAAAAGGCCCAGAAUUGAUGAAAUAUAUGAAAGGAUUUCUAAUAGGACGAGCACCAGCAGCAGCAGCAGCAGUAGGAGCAGAAGCAGCAGUAGUAGCUACUGGAGCAGCUAUAGGUUUGACCACAGCAGCCUUGGCAACAGGAGUAAUGGGUGGUAUUAUUGGACAUGAUGCGGCCGAGGGAGCAGAAACAGCAAUGGAGGCAGCAGAGAGGGCAGCUAAUGCUGUCAGGGACAAAAGACAGUCAGUCUUAAGGCUGCAAUAACUGAUUCUGUUUCUGGAAGCAAAACAAUAUGAAAGUAUAUGGUUAUCAAAUAUUAUUUCUUUGACACUGAGUUGCAGACAUCAAGCAACAUUUGCAGUUAUUGUUGUGUUGUGUUUCUGGCCAUCUGGUGAAUCUUUAUCCACUAUUCAGUGUCUUUUAACUCUGUUUUUGUUUCAGCCAAGCCUAAGAGGGACAUAUUUGCUCUUUAGCUGCUAAGUGCUAUACUUUAUUUACCACAUGGGUUGGUGCUGAACAUCACAUACAGUGGGUUUAUCAGAAACUUGCUAAAAACAUCAUGGUGUCCAUGAUGGGGAGAGGCUUGUGUGGCUCAGUUCUUACCUGUUGGUGGCACCUGGGAUUUGCUCGACAUCCUCUCAGGUCAUAAUCUUCAUUAAUGUUUACAAUCUAUAAUGCUGUACAUACUGUAAAUUGACUAUGCAAUGCACAAUGUAGAUCUGUCCAUUUAAAAUAUAAUCCCAGUCAUCUAGGUUUUUUUUUUUUGAGUUCAUACAAGGAAAGACUCACCUGCAGUACUUAAUAAAUCCUUUACAAUCAC
This is a messenger RNA of Lates calcarifer (barramundi perch), 3867 nucleotides long. RefSeq names its product protein mono-ADP-ribosyltransferase PARP14. The record is from RefSeq and is a predicted model, not a curated record. The coding region runs from base 108 to 3311 and encodes 1067 amino acids. NCBI's taxonomy places the organism in Eukaryota, Metazoa, Chordata, Actinopteri, Centropomidae. Gene Ontology annotation, molecular function: GTP binding. The transcript has 7 exons.